Molecule: messenger RNA, 1525 nt
Organism: Cyanistes caeruleus (blue tit)
Lineage: Eukaryota; Metazoa; Chordata; Aves; Passeriformes; Paridae
Gene: SDR42E2
Product: short chain dehydrogenase/reductase family 42E, member 2
Biological process (GO): steroid biosynthetic process
Molecular function (GO): oxidoreductase activity, acting on the CH-OH group of donors, NAD or NADP as acceptor
Source: RefSeq, a predicted model, not a curated record
CUACGAAGGAGCAGGAACAGCAAAAGGCCUGAGCACACAGGAACUUCUCUGUCUGCCUGAGAGCACCUGAUGCCCUUGAGUCAGGAAUUGUCCAGCACAGAGACAUCUCACCCUCUUACCUGGACAGGAAGGCCUGGGAGAGCACUGACUGCAGGAUUCUACCAAGGUCGUGAUGCCAGAGGGAUCCACGGAAGAGCUCCACAGCAGCCAACCCUGUGAGAGCCAAGUGCCCGAGCCUGCUGGGCUGCUGGCUCCCAGGAGCAGCAGGACAAUGGUAACAGGAGGCGGAGGCUACCUGGGAUACAAUCUGGGAUGUGCCCUUGUGAGCUCGGGAAUUGCUGUUGUGCUGUUCGAUGUUCGGAAGCCUAAAUGGGAAAUUCCAAGCGGAGCGGAUUUUUUCAAGGGUGAUGUGAGGGAUUAUGAAGCAGUGUUCAAAGCAUGUGAAGGGGUUGACUGUGUUUUCCAUGUAGCUGCAUGUGGAAUGUCAGGAUUGGAACAACUUCAAAAGAAAGAUCAGAUUGAAUCCAUAAAUGUUGGAGGCACAAAAAUAAUAAUUGAUGUCUGCAAACAAAGAAAUAUCCCUAGACUGAUAUAUACCAGUACAGUGAAUGUGGUGUUUGGAGGGAAUCCUAUUGAAGAAGGAGAUGAAGAAACUGUACCGUAUUUUCCACUGGAAAAGCAAUUUAAUCAUUAUUCCAGAACCAAGGCAAUUGCAGACCAAAUGGUUCUUGCUGCUAAUGGAACUUUACUCAAAGGAGGGGACAAGCUCCACACGUGUGUGCUUCGCCCGCCGGGCAUCUACGGACCAGAAGAGCAGCGGCACCUGCCUCGAGUAGCCAUAAAUAUCCAGCGGAGACUUUUUAACUUCAAGUUUGGGAAUCACAAAGUUCAGAUGAACUGGGUUCACAUAGGAAAUCUAGUGCAAGCUCAUUUACUGGCUGCUGAGGCUCUCACCUCUGAGAAGGGCUAUGUAGCUAGUGGUCAGGCUUAUUACAUCCAUGAUGGUGAGAAUGUCAUCUUCUCUGAGUGGAUUGUGCCUUUGUUUGAAAAAUUAGGCUACAGGAAACCUUGGAUACAUAUUCCUGUUCUCCUGGCUCAUAUAGCAGCCACUGUGAUGGAAUAUCUGCACCUGAUACUAAAGCCAGUUUUUAGCUUCACACCUUUCUUGACAAGGAAUGAGGUGUGGAAUGUCACUGUAACUCACACUUUCCGAAUAGACAAGGCACGAAACCAACUCGGUUACAAACCAAAGAAAUUCUCAUUUGCUGAUUCUGUGGAUCAUUAUCUAAAAACAAGACCUACCUACCAAGAAGAUCACACAUUCCUUAAAAUGGUGUUUGUCUUUGGCAUUUUGUUAAGUUUGAUCAUUCUUUCUUUCUUCUAAAAUCAAAUAGCCACUCACCUGUUCCAGAAAACCUCAUUUUGUUUCUGAGUAUUAAUUAUCUGGUCAUAGUACAUUCCUCAGCCACUCUGGGCUUUGUUACUCAUAUUACUAUGAUGACACCUCUCUGACCUCAUUAAGAAA